UGUCCGGCCUUUAGGCAAUCACUGCAUGGUCAUCAACGUGGUUGUUGUCGGCGUAUCAGCGGCCAAGUCAAGGAAUCGUUGGUAACUACACGUUCAGCUAGUGAUUUUAUAGUCGCGAUAACAAUGGAAGAAAUUAUUGAACAUAUCAGUCACCUGGUAGACUUUGAUGGCACAAGAAUCAUUAAACAUUUGGUUCAUGAACUAAGCAGCAACGUACCAUCAGGUGAACAGAUAAUGGAUGGGAAAUAUACAGCCAACUUGGAAAUCCUGUGCAGACUAGUCAAGAACAUUAAAUCAUAUACCCAAGACCAGGAAGACAUAGUUUCAGAAACUGACUCAAUCAUCUGGAGUGUAUGUAUACCCAUGUUGAGACUGUUCCAGUCAUCCAUGCAUUCUGUCAGCGGUGAAUCAACACAUCAGAUUCUUCUUGCCAUAUGUGAACUCCUUGUAACAAGUCUAGAAAAUUCUACUUCAGGUCAAGUAGUGAAAGUGCUUCAAUACUGUGUUGAUGCACUGCAAUCCUUUUGCAAUGACGGUCCUGGGAUUUAUGGCACAUCACAACAUAAUGAUGAAUACUUGGGUGUCUCAUGCACUGUGGAACUGCUCAGGACAUACAUGAAUGGAAAUAAGAACACAGUAUUUGAACAUGAAGUAUGUGACCUGUUAAAUAAGAUCUUUACUCAGCUUAUUGGUACAUUUCCUCUUGUGUCAGAUAAACUAUUUGCAAGAGUUAUCAGUGGUGUCCUUUCUCCUAUACUUCGAAAAGAUCCCAGAUCUGCAGAUAGUAAACUGGCCAUGCUGUGGAGAGAAACUCAGUUACUCGGCCAAACAGUCAAACAGAGCCAGUCUGAAGAUAAAACACUUGUCAUGUUUUGUAGCUUAGCAGAUUUUUACUUUCCAAUUUCUGAACAGAAGAUUGAAGAGGAUUUACGAUGUAGUGACAGUUUCUGGGAGAUGCUUCAGGGAGGCUUGUACAGUGUAAACCCAGUGUCAAGAAAACGCUCAUUGUACUUGUUGAAGAGGAUUGUAGACACCUGUGAAAGGAACAAUGUAGAUGUGAAUACUGAUAUGACAGGGGGAGCUUGUCCUAUCUUCCAGUGGAAAACUUCAGCCAAAACGGAUCUGGCCCUCAUCUGGGAGCACUACAUACUGUUGGUUGAAACCCUGGAAGAAAAACAGGUUCAUGUAAUAAAGCCCCUGUUAGGCCGGAUGCAGUCACUUGUGAAAGCUGCUGCCCUCACAGAGGCUGGCUGGUGCCUACACACAUCCUGGGUGGUGACAGUGCUGAGGCGAUGCUACCAGCAUGAGAGUCAGUACAUCAUCAAGUGGGGGGUGGAGACAGCACUCAACUUGGACCUGACGUCUGUACCUCUUCUAGAGCAGGACCAGCAGGGGUUCCUGACUGGCGACCUUCUUCUUAUUCUUCAAGAACUCAGGCUUUAUCUGAGGCCCCCUGGGGUGGAGGUUGGGACUUGUCCCCCUGUUGGAGACAGCCUGGCUCACUUCUUCUCCAGCUGCGUCACACAGCUGAAGUGUAAGGAGAGACAAGGUGACUUCCUGACUGCUGUGUGUGAGACAUUGAUGUCAUGUACUUGGGGAUCCACACCGAUGCUGUUCCUGUGCCGGGCACUGGCUAAUAUCCCACCAACACCCAUCCUUACUUCACGCAUACUAACACUCAUCAAGGAUAUGUUGACAACACUGAUGACAACCAUGGAGCCUCUACAGAAGGGUGCUAUUCAGUGCUUCCUGCUCCAGACUCUCGUACACCUGACUGACAAGACACAAGUAACAGUGGAGGACUUGGCAUCCAUCCUUGCUGUAUUUGAGCGCAGUGAGAGCAUACAAAGGGGAACAACUCAGUGGGUGGAGGCUAGUGCAUGGCUCCAGGAGGCUGUGACAGAGACGGAGGGACAGUGGAGCAAGGCGUAUGUCCGCCAAAUGGUCAACAGCAUGGUCCAGGACUUCCUGACUGACCCUGGAGAAUCAGGAAUGUUCAACUCUUUGAUGCUGACGAAGAUUGUCCGUCUGCUUGUCAUUGCCAUUGAUGCUGGCAUAUUCAAACAAAUCCAACCAGAAGGUGGUAUUGGCCUUGACCUCAUCUUAGGUCAGAUCACAGAUGUCAUCAGAAAUAUUAACUCCCAUCCCUAUAUGACAAAUGUCAAAGCUGACCGUGCUGUCAGCCUUCUGGCUACCUUGGCAACGGAACACACCAGUGUUUCAGAAAGUGAUGGUGUGUUUGACCGGUUUGUACAGGAGGCAGUGACUGGGUGCUGGCAGGAACUCUUGGUAUAUAUUGGAAACAGAGCCACACAGGACCUCACGGAGAUGGCUGACUUGGCAUUGCUGGAUGUGUACGCAGGCUGCAUGGAGCGGUGCUUGAAGUAUCUCCCCCCGGACAUGAGGGAUCAAUCUCUCCUUACUCUUGCCUCCACCUGUAUCACCAAGCUACAGCAUCUACAGGCCAUGCCACAGGUAUAUCUGGAGAGUCAGAUUCAGACUGUGUCUAUGAUGUGUCUUCUGGCUGCUUUAGCAGACAUAGUAGAUAGUUUGCAGCCCUCAGACACCAUGAUGGACAUCACUGAAACAAUACUGGAAUUCACUGUGUCCAUGAAAAUGAUGCCAGGAUUUACUAAGCAAGCAUCAAAAACAAGCAAGAGUGAGUCAAGGAUUUCCCAGAAGGACUGGGGCAGGGUUGUAUCUAGAUAUAUCUCCAGUCAGUGGCAGUGUAUGUAUUUCCUUCUCAAGAGGUGCCCAGGACGACCGUCAGCGCCUCAACUUCUGGAGACUUGCUAUGAUGCAUUUGAUGUUGGCACAAGGGACUCUGACAUCCAUGUUCUCCACUGUGUUCAGUGUCUUCUCUCUGAGAUGGUGACCGUGGCACCAGAUAAAGUGUGCCAGAUGCUGCAUGUGGCGUGGGUCAAGGCCAGUGAGGAGCUACACACUGCUUCCUACUGGCGGAAACUGGCAUGUGUUGUCAAACUCUUAACUCAGACUCCAUUGCUUCUGUCAGAUCCUGGAUCCCAGGUCAAUGAGUGUCUGAUGGAGCACAUGGCCCUGCUUUUGAAGCUGGGAGAGGAUAAGUUGGGUGUGGUCAACAUGCUGAUAGAACAUCUGUACCCACAUCUCAUCUCAGAAGAUCAUGGCAUACAGAUAGCUAACAACUUCCGCUCCAUCCUAGCUGAUGCAUGUAUGUUUGGGGGCUUACACCACAGAACAGACAGACUCAUUUUGGAUGUAACAUUCUUCGUUCAGAAGCAAGGAAAGAUGUUGUCAGUGAAUGAUGUCAUGCCAAGAUUCUCAAAAGGUGAUGGCAUUGUUCGUGUUUUUGCCAUCAAUUAUCUGUCACACUUGGACCCGAAUGAACCACCUCAUACAGAGUUUGCCCAGGAAUUAAUCCUGGAUCUCUGUGCCCGGCAUGAUGCAGUAAUGGAUUUGGCAGAGUACCGUCAGUUCAACAACUCCCUCUGUCACCGCCAGAAGAACAGGAUCUUUCAAGCAAUUUGUGUACUGGAACCAUUCAUAACACAGGGAGACAGCCUCCAGACACUAUGGCAGUUUGUCUGGCGAAUCCUGGUGUAUGAGCCACAUGCGUCAGUGCGACACAUGCAGGAAUGGAUUUUGAUGCGGUUGGUGCUCAGGUUCCCCGACAUGGUGGGACAACUGUGGGAGCACUUCCAUCAGUUCAACGACAAAAGGAAUCUCAGUCUGUGUUCUCUGAUGCACAUUAUAUCUCGGUGUGGACCUCACCUACCUAAACAGUUACAGAGUGACUUCUAUGACCAGGCGUUGUCACAUCUGUUGCCGUGGUGUAUGGCCCAUCACUUCAACACCCGUGUUCAUGCCCAGGCCAGCCUCACCACCCUCUGGAGCCAGUGUCAUGAUCUACAGCUGCACCACCUCAUCCAGCAACACGCCAUCAUCGAUAAUAUCAUCACAUUCCAGAAAGACAACAACAACUCCACCAAAAACUUAGAGAAGUUGAUCGGGAACUAUUUCUACCAGACAUUUGACUUUGUGGCUGACUACAGCAUGGAGACAAUUUUUCUGACCUUACCAAGGCUGUCCUGUUUAAUCGAUGAAGAAUGGCUGCAUCCGGAUACCUUCCAGUGCUGGGACACAGUGAAGUUGCGUGACUUGCAUCGAUGUCUGCCCCUGUACAAUGUAUCUUCCGGACUAAGAGAAUGUGUUCCUGGGCCAUGGAAGAUAAAACCACCUGUAUCAGACACUGAUGGUGCAGAUGGAGAGGUGACGGAGGGCAAUGUACAGAAGAAGAUAAUGCCGUGGCGUUUGAUGACUCCUGAUGAAGAUUCCAACCCAGACAAUGAGAUGAAUGUGAAGAAAGUUCACAAAGCUGGAGGGCUGGUCUUGAUCACUUCACUCAUUGACAAGUUACCCAACCUCGGAGGUCUGUGUCGUACAAGUGAGAUCUUUGGCGUAUCAGAGUUCAUUAUUGGGAAUCUGGCCUUCAUUGAGGACCGAACCUUCCAGUCACUGAGUGUUACAGCACACAAGUGGAUUCCUAUCACUGAGGUGCCUGACCACAGAUUGCAGGAGUUUAUGCAGGUUAAAAAAAGGGAUGGGUACACACUAGUUGGUGCAGAGCAGACAGCUAACAGUGUGUGUCUCACUCAGUACAAGUUCCCCCAAAAGACUUUACUGCUCCUUGGGAAUGAGAAAGAGGGCAUCCCAGUCAACUUGAUCCAACUGCUGGAUGCCUGUGUAACAGGGCAUCAUCCGCUCGAACAAUGUCCACGUGAGUGGGGAAUCGUUGGUGUGGGAGUACGCCCGGCAGCAGAUGGAGGCAGCCACAGCAACCUUUUAGCAACAUUACAGAUAGAGUCGAACAAUAUCCACGUGAGUGGGGCAUCGUUGGUGUGGGAGUACGCCCGGCCGCAGAUGGAGGCAGCCACAGCAACCUUUUAGCAGCAUUACAUAUGAAGUCAAACAAUGUCCACGUGAGUUGGGCGUUGCUGGUGUGGGAGUACGCCCGGCCGCAGAUGGAGGCAGCCACAGCAACCUUAUAGCAACAUUACAGAUAGAGUUGAACAGCGUCCAUGUGAGUUGGGCAUUGCUGGUGUGGGAGUAUUUAGACAACAGUCUUAGCGAUGGUAUUGUUUUUGUACAGUCACAUUAAAACCUGCAUCAAUAUGGAA
Haliotis rubra (blacklip abalone) is the source of this 5156-nucleotide messenger RNA. RefSeq names its product probable methyltransferase TARBP1. The transcript has 27 exons. Lineage: Eukaryota; Metazoa; Mollusca; Gastropoda; Lepetellida; Haliotidae. The record is from RefSeq and is a predicted model, not a curated record. Gene Ontology annotation, biological process: tRNA methylation. Bases 124 to 4926 code for a protein of 1600 amino acids. Gene Ontology annotation, molecular function: RNA binding; tRNA (guanine) methyltransferase activity.